Messenger RNA from Megalops cyprinoides (Indo-Pacific tarpon), 2535 nucleotides. It is a transcript of the gene wdr75, whose product is annotated as WD repeat domain 75. NCBI's taxonomy places the organism in Eukaryota, Metazoa, Chordata, Actinopteri, Elopiformes, Megalopidae. Gene Ontology annotation, cellular component: nucleolus. The coding region runs from base 6 to 2501 and encodes 831 amino acids. The record is from RefSeq and is a predicted model, not a curated record. Gene Ontology annotation, biological process: positive regulation of rRNA processing; positive regulation of transcription by RNA polymerase I. The transcript is spliced from 21 exons. Gene Ontology annotation, molecular function: RNA binding; protein binding.
GGAAAAUGGUGGAGCACUCGGAGAUCCGCGUGGUUCGCUGUGGUGGGAGCAAAAUAAACUUCAGAGAACCUUUAAUCACGCUUGAUUCAAAGUUUUUGCUGUGCGCGUCGGGGGACUCGGUGAAAGUGUACAGCACAAGCACCGAAGAGUGCAUCCACAUCUUGCAGGGCCAUACAGAUCUCGUCACAGGCAUUGUGCUCAACCCUGCAAACCACCUUCAGGUGUAUUCAUGCUCACUAGAUGGCACUGUUAGACUGUGGGACUACACAGAUGGCAUCCUCAUCAAGACAUUAAGUAUUGGAUACAAAAUCACAGCCCUGUUCUUGUCAAAGAAACAUGAGGGGGUCCUCUUUGUCAUCAUCCCUAUGGCAAGUGACACCGACGCCGAGGCCUUCCAGCUGGUGGCUGUACAUUUACCCUCAUCGGCGGGCCAGGAAGUGGAGGCCAGAGAGCUGUCCUCUGUUCUGACCGAUGUCAGCGCCAUGCCCAGGGCCACCUCCUUUGGAAGAGGGGGAGAUUAUAUCGCCUCUGCAAAGGGUCUCCAGCUCUCAGUUUACUUCUUCAGAAAGCAGAAGACUUUCAGGUUUUUCCUGAAGGCCACUGAUAAGAAGGGGGCCAAGAACAGCUUCACCUGUGUCUGCUGCCACCCUAAAGAUGACUGCAUCGCUACAGGCCAUGAGGAUGGCAAAAUCCGCUUGUGGAGAAACUUUAACCAGAAGAAGGAGUACACCUACUCCACACAGCACUGGCAUCAUGAUGCUGUCUCUGCGCUGUCCUUCACACCUGAGGGUAUGAAUCUGCUGAGCGGAGGUAUCGAGUCGGUUCUGGUCCUCUGGCGCUACGGGGCGGAGACCAAGGAUCUCCUCCCACGCCUGGGCGCGGCCAUCGAACACAUCUCCGUGUCGCCCGAUGGGACGCUAUACUGCACAUCUCACAGUGACAACAAGAUUACCAUCAUCAACAGCAAUCUGAAGGUGUCUGCUGUCAUCCAAGGAUUGGUCAAAGGAGAAGACGUCAAGACCGAUUUAAUGAUCGACCCACGGACUAAAGCUUUAGUGCUGAAUGGGAAGCCAGGCCAUCUGCAGUUCUACUCCCUCCAUCAUGACAAGCAGUUAUACAAUCUGGACAUCGUUCAGCAGGAGUACAUCCACCAGUCUGGCCUGGAGCAGAGCGACGUGGUCAAAGCCGCCCUGCACGCCCACGGGGUCUGGCUGGCCACCAUCGAAGAACGGAGGGAGAAAGCGUUGGACCUCGAGACCAUCCUGAAGCUGUGGGCUUACAAUGAACAGACGCAAAGUUUCGAGCUGAACACGAACAUCUCCUCCCCACACGAUGACCGGGUCACGGCGAUGUGCUUCAGCCCCUCUGCAGACGGUACGCUGCUGGUGACCGCGGGCAAAGACGGCCACUUCAAAGCCUGGCAGCUGGCGGAAGACUGGGACAGUCACCGCGAGGGGCUGUCGUGGUCGUGUGACUUUGUGGGCAGUUACCACCACCUGAGGCCCACAAACUGCUGCUUCUCAGCGGACGGGUCCCUGCUUGCAGUCAGUUUCCAGGAGAUUAUCACGGUAUGGAGCCCUGACUCCUGGGAGCUGCUCCUUACUUUGUGCCAGCCUCCUGGGGACAUUAGGGACCUUUGUUUCGGGAGGCUGAGCUGUUCCAAGUACCUGCUUGGUACCACCUCCAAAAACCUGCUCUGCUGCUGGAACCUUCUCACGUGCUCAUUGGAGUGGAGUACCACCGUGGAUGUGACUGUGCUCCAGGACGAUCCACUGUCUGAAAACAUCGCAGCAUUCUCACACGCACAGGGGAACACUGACCUGUUUGUGUUCAAGCCCAGUGAGCCCCGCCCGCUGUAUUCCCAGAAGGCCGUGUGUUCAGGAAAAGUGCAUCGAGCCGUCUUCGCCCCGCGAGAGUCACCUCUGGAGAGCUGUGAGGCGGGCUCCCAGUGGCUGAACCGUUCCCAGCUGUAUUUCGUGACAGAGCACAUGGAUUUGAUGACAUUUAGCACCAAGUCUGAGGACGACAUGAUAAUAGCUUCAAGUAAACAGCUUGUGAUCGAUGACAGCGUUGCCGUGACACCGUUCUACCUGUUGCUGGGGAAACACCGGCAGCAGGAGAAGCCAAGCUCCCUAACCAAUCAGAUGGCAGCAAGAGUCCAGCUGCCACAAGGCUCAACUGCCAUCAGAGAGUUGCUGCACACCCCAGCCCAUGUCUUGCCCUCUGCCUCCCUUCUCUGUGCCAUGUUUGUAAGCUCCCUCCUCAUCUCAAAUUCUGCCAUCAGAGAGGUCAGCGAACCCAAAGAAGAGGAAAUGGAGAGUGAGGCAGAGGAAGACCAGGAUUCUGAGGAGGAAAUGGACUCUCGUGACUCUCGGCCUGUUCUCACCGCUCAGAGCUCUGUGGGAGAGCUGGCGCCGACCCUCUCCAAAGCCCAAGAAAGGGAACUGAGGAAAAUGCGCAAAACAGACUAUAGCUGGCUCAGCGGGGCUCUACACCCUUAACCAUGACAAUGCAAACAGCAUCUGUCCCCCCUCC